This is a messenger RNA of Penaeus chinensis, 626 nucleotides long. RefSeq names its product glycine-rich cell wall structural protein-like. NCBI's taxonomy places the organism in Eukaryota, Metazoa, Arthropoda, Malacostraca, Decapoda, Penaeidae. The record is from RefSeq and is a predicted model, not a curated record. Bases 32 to 502 code for a protein of 156 amino acids. The transcript has 2 exons.
CCGUCUCCCGCAACAACCAAGAGCGAUCAGUAUGGCUUCGCGCUCCGUGAUCAAGGCAGCUCUCUUGCUGGGUCUGGUGUACGGAGCGGUAGCUGGUGGAGGCUACGGCUCCUCCGGCGGUGGAGGAGGCUUCGUUGGAGGAAGCCAUGGCGGCGCUGGAGGAAGCUUCGGAGGCUUCGGAGGGAGCCACGGCGGCGUUGGAGGAGGCCUCGGCGGAGGCAGCUUCAUCGGAGGAGGCGGAGGCCACGGCGGCUACGGCGGAGGCGUUGGCGGCGGCAGCGUCGUCAGAGCACGCCUGGUCGGAGUCGGCUACCUUCCCUCUAUCGGAGGCGGCUAUGGCGGCGGUGCCGUCGGAGGCCACGGUGGCGGCGCUGGAGGCUUCAUCGGCGGCGGCAGCUCCUUCGGCAGCGGUGUCGGAGGUGGAUUUGGAAGCAGUGUGGGAGGCGGAUUCGGAAGCCACGGGUCUUCCGGACACGUCAGCGGCGGAUACGGCGGGAAAUAAGUGUACUUGAAGAAAUAAUUGAGGCGGCCUUUGAUCGAAGGCGUCGGAAUUAAACUGAAAUGGCGUGUUCUCACAUGUCGUCUGCGUUUAAGGGGAACGCCCGAAUAAAUGUCGUUUUUCCUUA